Molecule: messenger RNA, 309 nt
Organism: Cladophialophora bantiana CBS 173.52
Lineage: Eukaryota; Fungi; Ascomycota; Eurotiomycetes; Chaetothyriales; Herpotrichiellaceae
Exons: 1
Coding region: 1-309 (102 amino acids)
Biological process (GO): mitochondrial respiratory chain complex IV assembly
Cellular component (GO): mitochondrion; mitochondrial inner membrane
Source: RefSeq, a predicted model, not a curated record
AUGAAACAGUUCGGACUCUACCUCUCCUUCCCGAUCGGCUACAUGUACUACUUCGGGACAAACCUGGAGAACCGCUUCGCCGUGCCGGGCUUCUGGCCCACGCCCGAACAGUCGCACAAGAUCCCCUACGAGAAGGAGGAGAUCAGGGCCGAGAUCGAGCGCCACCAGCGCCUCAUGAGGGAGCAGAGCGAGCAAAGGCAGAAAGAGAAGAGAGAGGCGCUGGAACAGGCCAAGGUCGCCUUUGCCGCCCAGAGGGCGAGGGGUGAGAGCGAGAGCGAAGUGGUGGACGAGCAGAAAGAGACGGUUUGA